Cantharellus anzutake is the source of this 639-nucleotide messenger RNA. RefSeq lists its product as uncharacterized. The record is from RefSeq and is a predicted model, not a curated record. Bases 37 to 363 code for a protein of 108 amino acids. Lineage: Eukaryota; Fungi; Basidiomycota; Agaricomycetes; Cantharellales; Hydnaceae. Gene Ontology annotation, biological process: intra-Golgi vesicle-mediated transport. The transcript is spliced from 4 exons.
GUGACGCUUUGAGGUACAAACGCAAAUUCAUCAUCCAUGGCUACGUCUGCAAGCAGAACCUACGAGCAACAAAACGAUGAGCAGCUAGAUGCACUACACUCUAAACUCAGGACUCUGCGAGGGAUCACAAUAGACAUACAUGAUGACGCGGAGCGUCAGAAUCGUGAGCUGGAUGGGACAAGAGAUUAUCUCUCGUCUUUUGCUUCUGGGCUUUCCCAAUCAGGCCGGAAUGCCACCCGCGCUUUUGGUGGCGCUGGGGGAAUCUCACAGCUCCGAAUGAUAGUACUGGUGGUGUCAUUUUUUAUUGGGUUCUGGAUAACAUGGAAGGCUGUCCGGUGGUUUUUCCCCUCAACUUCGUCGUAAUGCCUCGAACCAGGAACACAUGCAUUUUAUAAUCAUGUACCUUAUUGGCACCCUUAAUGUAUUGUUAUUUGUCCAGAGAGUCCGAAUUCUGGGAGCGCCGGAUCCCAUACUUUAGACUCUGUCCAGGCCUGAAGUGGUAGACACUUCUGAUGAAUCUACUUACACUCCUUGCACCACUCCGCUUCUUGAAUAUCCCGAGCCAAGAUACCAGACCGGGGGACUAUAUUUGGAUCAUCAGUGGUGGAAGUUGAUGCUCGGCACUCAAUUAUUAAUAAC